This is a messenger RNA of Musa acuminata AAA Group (dessert banana), 1017 nucleotides long. RefSeq names its product peroxisomal membrane protein PMP22. The transcript is spliced from 7 exons. NCBI's taxonomy places the organism in Eukaryota, Viridiplantae, Streptophyta, Magnoliopsida, Zingiberales, Musaceae. The record is from RefSeq and is a predicted model, not a curated record. Bases 188 to 736 code for a protein of 182 amino acids. Gene Ontology annotation, cellular component: membrane; cytoplasm.
AGUUGACUGACUCGAUCACCUACCCAUUCCGUCACCUUCAAAAUCCAGCCCCCCUUUCUUCCAACCUUCCUAUAUUCCCCGUCUUUGCUUUCCUUUUUAACUUCACUCUCUUCCUCCCCUUCCUCUUCCCAAAACCCCAACAGCCGAGAGGAAGGGCGCGCUGCUGAUCCUUCUUCUGCUCCCAGAUAUGUCGGAGAUCGUGACCGUCGCAUGGCAGCGCUACCUUCAGCUACUCCAAGCCCAUCCCCUGAGAACUAAGGCCAUCACUUCAGGGGUGUUGGCUGGGUGCAGUGAUGCGAUUGCCCAGUAUAUCUCGGGGAUCAGGAAGCUCCAGUUGAGAAGGUUGCUUCUCAUCGCGCUUUAUGGUUUUCUCCAUUCUGGACCAUUUGGUCACUUCUUUCACAAGCUCAUGGAAAAAAUUUUUGAGGGAAAGAAAGGAAAGGAAACUGUUGCAAAAAAGGUACUGUUGGAACAGCUUACUGCCUCACCUUGGAACAAUAUUCUCUUUAUGGCUUACUAUGGAUUGGUUGUUGAAGGCAGAUCAUUUAGUUUAGUGAGGAGGAAAAUAAGGAAUGAUUACCCAUCUGUCCAGUUGACUGCAUGGAAGUUCUGGCCUGUAGUUGGUUGGAUAAACUAUCAGUAUAUGCCUCUGCAGCUGCGUGUGCUGUUCCAGAGUUUUGUUGCUUCAUGCUGGGCUGUGUUUCUGAAUCUAAAAGCAGCUGCUAAAAGGGAAUGAUGGGAAUAUUAUUCAUUUCCUUAUUGUGCCAGUAGAACCUCUGAACUUUGGGAAUCGCUGUCAUCUGCUUAGACACUAGAAAGCCUUCCUUGCGGCAUUAUUUAGAAGACUUACGCCGGAUGGAAACAUUUAAUAUUGCUUGUUCUUCAGUAAUCCUGCGUGUUAUAUAUUAGAGCAAGUGGCCAUUAUCAUUCUCUGUUUCCUCCAUUUACCAAAUUAGAUGACUCGUUUCUAUGUUAGAAGAAGAUGACUUGGGAAUAAAUUUGUCCAACUUUGCAGCA